GUAUCAUCGAGCUUACAAUAUCAAAUCAAUUGUAAGUCGAUGCAUUUUUGUGAAAAAUAUGUCUAACCUCUUAUGUCUUUACUUGGCAUUUUGAGUUGCUUAUCUUUAAACUGUUCUGAAAGCAGUUGUACAACCAGUUCUUCAUUUGGAGCAUGUAGGAGCAGCUCUGAAGAAUACAUUUUUAAAAAGGUGAUACUUUUGUGACUACAUGAAGGAACCAAAGGGACCUACACCUGUCUGUGCUACAACCAGUUCUCAAUUUGGGUGAUGUUAAAGAUUUUUUAUUUUAUUUUUUAAUUAAAGAGUUUUAACUAAAUCAGUAUGGGUGAAUGGGCCUUCCUCGGCGGGCUAUUUGACAGCCUCCAAGCCCACUCCCCUAUGCUGGGACGCUUUUGGCUUUUACUCAUGCUGGUUUUUCGCAUUUUAAUCCUCGGAACCGUGGCUAGUGACUUAUUCGAGGAUGAACAAGAAGAAUUUGCCUGUAACACCCUUCAACCCGGAUGCAAGCAAGUGUGCUAUGACAUGGCAUUCCCUAUUUCACAGUACAGAUUUUGGGUUUUCCACAUUGUUCUAAUUGCUACUCCUUCCUUGCUUUUUCUUAUGUAUGCUAUGCACCAUCACAGCAAGAAGACUGGUAGAUCCAAGAGCAGUCAAAGUAGUUGUAUUGACUACAGAGAGGAGGCCAGAAUACGAAGGUUCUACUUGAUCAAUGUAGCUUUCAGACUUACUGCUGAAGUUGGCUUUUUGGUUGGCCAAUGGUUGCUAUAUGGUUUCAAAGUUGAAGCACAAUUCCCUUGUAGCCGCUUCCCAUGCCCUUACACUGUAGAUUGCUUCACAUCACGUCCUGCUGAAAAGACAGUCUUCCUAUGCUUUUACUUCAUCGUGGGGCUGGUGGCAGCGAUUUCCAGCUGUGCAGAACUCUUCUACGGCUCAAUGAAGUGGUUUUGUACAAGCCAGGGACAUGAGCAAGCCUGUGACUGUCAAAAUCUGCGCAAUUUUAAGCAGGAGGAUGAAGGGAGCAAGAUUCAAGUUAAUGAUCAGAACAGUGUCAAGCUAAAGGGAGCAUCUCUGAGGAGUGACACCCCCAGAAAGGGCACUAAUCAAGGACAAAAACAUAGGACUGGAAGCACACGAAUGCUCACAGUGUAAUUUAAUACUACUAAAUACUGGAUACUGGUUUGCAUUCAUCAUAUUCAUCAUUCUCCAUACAACUGCACAACUUACCCUUAUGUUAUGGAUAUCUUACAUCUUGUCAAAGUCACCAUUUUCAUCUCAUAUAUAGCCUAUUUUUAAUAUACGUCUUUGCUGUUUUUGCCAUGUUAAUUAUUUAGAUGUUUUUUCACUGUUUAUAUUUUGCUCUUUGCUAUUAUAAUGUGUGAGCUACUGUAUCCAAGUAAUUACCCUUGUGUAUUCAUAACGUUUGUCCAAGUCUGCCCAUUCUACAAUUUCAAAGUUUAAAGUGUAGGCCUACUAAUAUUGCUUUAACUAACUUAACUCACUUAAAUGAACUUACUACUCCUAAAAUUAGAAUUAUUAUGCACCCUUUUGGAAAACACAUUUGUUCUAUACAGGCCUACAGUACAUCUUUGAGUAUGGAAUGGUGUGACUUUCACUCAUUUUAGAACAGGAAGUUGCACAGAAAGGCUUUGAUGAGAAGAGGACAUGCCACACAUUGUUUCUUCAGAUGAGUCAUUAUGUCACUGAAACAAUCAACUAGGAAAAAACUCCUAAAUUUCAGUCAAAUUUGUUUUCAAACUUUUCCUUUGUUUCCAGAUCAAGGGAUGUCCAGCUUGGAAUUAGGCCUUAUUUCUCUGAUUUAUUUAUCUACUUUGUCUUGUUUUAUUUUUUAUUUUUUGAAAUUUUAUAUUUUAGUUCCACUGGGGAUAAUUUGGCCCCAAUUCAAAGCUAAUAAAUAAAUAAACUAGAAAAGCACUCAGAGAGCGCAGACCUCCGCCAAGGACUACCCCCAUUUUUUAUAUAAAUUGCGAUAAAAUCAGUCUUCUGCAUCAGAUCCGGAUCAGCCUUUGGAAUAUGAAAGAGGAUCCCAUUGUCCAUCCCUCAGUCAAAUUUCAUGGGGUUUGGUCAAUAAUUAACCGAGAUAUUGAGAAACAAAAUUUUUGGCCCCAUUUACCACAAUGUUAACUAAAAUUUCAAAGUGAUCCAGAAUCCAGGAUUUCUUCCGGAUCACCCCCAAAAUGAAAUCAGUUCAUUUCCAACAAAUCCUGAAAAUUUCAUCAAAAUCGGUCCAUAACUUUUUAAGUUAUGUUACUAACAGACAAACAAACAAACAGACAAACGCCGGCAAAAACAUAACCUCCUUGGCGGAGGUAAUAAAUUCUUUGAAAAAUGAACUGAAUACAGUGG
Messenger RNA from Boleophthalmus pectinirostris (great blue-spotted mudskipper), 2364 nucleotides. RefSeq names its product gap junction delta-3 protein. The record is from RefSeq and is a predicted model, not a curated record. Gene Ontology annotation, biological process: cell communication. The transcript has 2 exons. Lineage: Eukaryota; Metazoa; Chordata; Actinopteri; Gobiiformes; Gobiidae. Gene Ontology annotation, cellular component: connexin complex. Bases 322 to 1149 code for a protein of 275 amino acids.